Rhipicephalus sanguineus (brown dog tick) is the source of this 10444-nucleotide messenger RNA. It is a transcript of the gene N, whose product is annotated as neurogenic locus Notch protein. The coding region runs from base 302 to 7483 and encodes 2393 amino acids. Gene Ontology annotation, molecular function: calcium ion binding; Notch binding. Gene Ontology annotation, cellular component: membrane. Lineage: Eukaryota; Metazoa; Arthropoda; Arachnida; Ixodida; Ixodidae. Gene Ontology annotation, biological process: regulation of developmental process; multicellular organism development; cell differentiation. The transcript has 20 exons. The record is from RefSeq and is a predicted model, not a curated record.
CGCUCUCAGUGCUGUGUCGAUGGUGCUGCGGUGCGGCAUGAUUGUGUUCGCAUCCGAGUUGGUUGAGUGAACGAUGUUGGUUUGAGUGAACGGAAAGUGUCAGUCAGUGGACCACUGAGAUUGUGCGCGUGUGAGGGGAAGAGUAUCGCGUUGAUGCGUGCCGGCGUGCUCUGGAUUACGUGCUGCUGGAUUACUGUGGCAGCGCGCACCCGGCAGACAAUGACAGGCCGCUGGCGGUGACAGCGAACAGCGCAGCAGAGAGACCCUUGCGAUUCGGAUUAACAGACGGACGCUACCGAAAAUGAAGCCUCGGAAAACCGGGGUGAUCCUUGUCUUGUGGCUCGCACUGGUUGCAGCUACGAUACCAGCCACAGUGCAAGCUUUCGUGUCCUGCUCGCCAAAUCCAUGCAAGAAUGGAGCCUCCUGCGUGUCGUCCAACCCAAGCGGCGAGUCACAUUGCAAUUGUCCUCCGCUCUACGUCGGCGAGUACUGCCAGCACGCAAAUCCGUGCCACACCGGCGGCCCGGGUUUCCGCUGCCAGAACGGCGGCACGUGCAACGUGGAGAUGAGUGUCACAAACGGACCCAAGUUCUCGUGUAGAUGUCCCGUGGGCUACUCGGCCACCAUGUGCGAGAUCAAGGUGCCCAAUGCCUGCGACUCGCAGCCCUGCCAUAACGGGGCCACAUGCCAGCUGCUCACACUGCAGAACUACACAUGCGUGUGCGCCAACGGCUUCCGAGGCAAGUACUGCGACAAGGUUGACCACUGCGCAUCGCAGCCGUGUCUGAAUUACGGGAGCUGUCAGUCCAAGGAGGAUUCGUAUUCGUGCAUCUGUGCUCCUGGGUACAGCGGAGCCUCGUGCGCAGUCGACGUGGAUGAAUGCCAAACAAGACCGUGCAUGCAUGGAACAUGCCUCAACACCCAGGGUUCCUUCAGUUGCGUUUGUGAAGCCGGGUACACUGGACAGUUUUGCGAAUCUCAGUACAUCCCGUGUGAGCCCAGCCCCUGCAUGAAUGGUGGAACGUGUCGGCCCAUCGACUCGCUCAACUACCAGUGUUCCUGCCCUCCCGGCUUCACGGGCACCAACUGCGAGACGAACGUGGACGACUGUCCGGGCAACCUGUGCCAGAAUGGCGCCACCUGUCUGGACGGCGUCAACUCGUACACGUGCCAUUGCCCGCCCACGUUCACGGGGCCGUACUGCACCAAGGACGUGGACGAAUGCGCUUUGCGGCCUAGCGUGUGCAAGAAUGGCGCCACAUGCACCAACACGAUAGGAGGCUACUCAUGCAUCUGUGUGAACGGCUGGACGGGCGCUGACUGCUCGGAAAACAUCGACGAUUGCGCCGUGGCCGCGUGCUUCAACGGUGCCACGUGCCACGACCGAGUCGGCUCCUUCUACUGCCAGUGCGCCCCCGGCAAAACAGGACUGCUGUGCCACUUGGACGACGCGUGUGCCAGCAAUCCGUGCCACGCGGGUGCCAUCUGCGACACAAGUCCCAUCGACGGCACGUACCUCUGCUCAUGCCCCAAUGGCUUCCAGGGCGUCGACUGCACCGAUGAUGUGGACGAGUGCGCCCAGGGCUUCCCUUGCGAACACCAGGGUCUCUGCGUCAACACACCAGGCUCGUUCCGUUGCAAUUGCACCCGUGGUUUCGCCGGGCCCCGAUGCGAGGUGAACAUCAAUGAAUGCGACUCCAACCCCUGCCAGAACGAAGGCACCUGCCUGGACGAGCGUGGCGGCUUCCGCUGCGUCUGCAUGCCUGGCUACCGGGGAGUGCACUGUGAGGUGGACAUAGAUGAGUGCCUGCCAAACCCAUGCCUGAAUGGAGGAAUAUGCAGCGAUCGCAUCAAUGGCUUUCAGUGCCUGUGCCCAGUAGGGUUCUCAGGCAAAAAAUGUGAGACCAAUGAAGACGACUGUUCCUCAUUUCCAUGUCGUAAUGGAGGAUCAUGCCAUGACGGAAUCGCCAGCUACACCUGCCACUGCCCACCAGGUUUUACUGGAAGUAACUGUGAAACAAAUAUGGAUGACUGCCAGUCCUCUCCAUGCCAUCAUGGAGACUGCGUAGAUGGUACAAACGCCUUCACGUGCAACUGCCACCCAGGUUAUACAGGCCUUCUCUGUCAGAACCAGAUCAAUGAGUGCUUGAGCAGCCCAUGUCAGCAUGGUGGCACUUGUGAAGACCUUGUCAAUGGCUACCAGUGCCGUUGUCGUCGUGGUACAUCUGGCCCAGACUGCCAGUUCAACGUCAACGAAUGCUUUUCCAACCCAUGCCGAAAUGGUGCAAAAUGUGUGGAUGGGAUUGACUCUUACACUUGCGAGUGCCUUCCAGGAUACACAGGUAUUCAUUGUGAAACAGACAUCAAUGAAUGUGCCAGCAACCCCUGUGCAAAUGGAGGUGUUUGCAUUGAUCUCAUCAAUGGCUUCAAGUGCAACUGUCCUCGUGGCUACUUUGAUGCUCGUUGCCUGUCCAAUGUGAAUGAAUGUGCAAGCAACCCAUGUCAGCAUGGCGGUACCUGUGAAGAUGAAGUCAAUCAUUUUGUCUGUCACUGCCCUCCUGGCUAUGGUGGCCAUCGCUGUGAACAGGACAUUGAUGAGUGUCAGUCUAACCCAUGCCAGCAUGGAGGCAGCUGCCAUGACGCACUGAAUAACUACUCAUGUGCCUGCAUAGAAGGAUACUCCGGGCGCAACUGUGAAACCAACCUGGAUGACUGCAGUCCAAACCCUUGUCGCAAUGGAGGAAGUUGCAUUGACUUAGUGGGCACAUUUCGCUGCGUGUGUGAAGUGCCUUUCACUGGACCGACAUGUGAGGUUGAACUGAAUCCUUGCUCACCAAACAAGUGCCGAAAUGGUGCACAGUGCUCGCCAUCUUCAAAUUACCUAGAUUUUGCCUGCUCUUGCAAGCUUGGCUUUACUGGCAGGCUUUGUGAUGAGGACAUCGAUGAGUGUGCUGUGUCAUCGCCGUGCCGCAAUGAAGCCACAUGCAUCAACACAAAUGGCUCCUAUGAAUGUGCCUGUACCAAAGGCUACGAAGGCAGGGAUUGCCUCAUCAACACUGAUGACUGCGCAUCCUAUCCCUGCCAGAAUGGAGGCACUUGUCUAGAUGGAAUAGGAGAGUACAAUUGCCUUUGUGUGGACGGCUUUGGUGGCAAGCACUGUUCAGUAGACAUCGAUGAAUGUGCCAGCAACCCUUGCCUCAAUGGAGCUACAUGCAAUGACUAUGUCAACAGCUAUGCUUGUGCAUGUCUUCCUGGUUUCAGUGGCACAAAUUGUCAAACAAAUGAUCAAGACUGCACCUCAAGUUCAUGUAUGAAUGGUGGAACCUGUGUCGAUGGUGUAAACAACUAUACGUGCCAGUGCAGUCCAGGCUACACAGGCUCAAACUGCCAGUACCACAUCAAUGAAUGCGACUCCCAGCCCUGUGCGCAUGGAGCCACUUGUGUCAAUCACAUUGGAUACCACACCUGUCACUGUCCCUUUGGCUACACAGGACCUCGUUGUGAGAUGCUGGUGGAUUGGUGUGCCAAAACACCUUGUCUCAAUGGAGCUACUUGUAAGCAGUCUAAUAACACAUACCAGUGCAUCUGCAAACCUGGUUGGACUGGUCUGCUUUGUGAUGUGUCCAUGGUCUCAUGUGAAGAUGCUGCAUCCCAGAAAGGUAUCAAAGUAACAGACCUGUGUGAGCACGGCGGCACAUGUGAAGACGUUGGAAAUAGCCAUCGCUGCGUCUGCCCUGAAAGCUAUGAAGGCAGCUAUUGCCAACGUGAAGUUAAUGAAUGCCUUAGCAACCCUUGUCAAAAUGGAGCCACCUGCCAAAAUCUAAUAGGCCAGUACAAGUGUGACUGCCCAGAAGGUUUCCAAGGGCUCAACUGUGAAUACAAUAUAAAUGACUGUGACCCUAAUCCAUGUCACAAUGGAGGCACCUGCCAUGAUCUCGUUAACAAAUUUGCCUGCUCUUGCCGUCAUGGGACAGUAGGCAUCUUGUGUGAACACAACGUCAAUGAAUGCUUUGAAGGAGCCUGCCAUCAUGGUGGAACUUGCCUUGAUAGAGUUAAUGGCUAUGAAUGUGAAUGCAGGCCAGGAUAUGUGGGACCACGGUGUGAAGGAGAUGUCAACGAGUGUCUCUCAAAGCCUUGUGAUCCUGUGGGCACACUGGACUGUGUCCAGCUAAUUGAUGAUUACCGCUGUGACUGUCGCCCAGGGCAUGCUGGUAGGCACUGUGAGCUCAAAGUGGACCCAUGUUCGUCAAACCCUUGCUUGAAUGGUGGUAUCUGCCAUCCUGGACCUCGUGGACCAAUGUGCAUCUGCCAAGAAGGUUUCCGUGGUGAGACCUGUGCCAACCAGAGCUGCAGUGACAAGUGGCCAUGCCGUAAUGGAGGUCAAUGUCGGGGACACUCCUGUGUCUGCCCCCAUAGGACAUCUGGUAGCUUAUGUGAAAUCAUUGAAGAGGAACUCAGUAAGAGUGCCUGCACACUAGGGGCUUGUCGAAAUGGAGGCGUUUGCAGAGAAGUUGCAGGUGGCAGGAUAGAGUGCGACUGCCCUGCCAGGUGGAAAGGACCUCGCUGUGAAGAGUAUGAUGGUGGCUACAGAGGAAGUCUGUCACCACCUGUGGAAGGCAUCUAUGACAUAUUUUUGAAAUCCCUAGAAGAAGAAAAGAAGCAGUGCACCAUGCGUCGGUGUGAGAAGAAGGCAGGCAACCGUCAUUGUGAUGAAGAGUGCAACACGUAUGCCUGCGACUUUGACGGCGGAGACUGUUCAUUAGGUAUCAACCCCUGGAUGAACUGCACUGCUGCCAUCAAAUGCUGGGAGGUGUUUAGGGAUGGUAAAUGUAACAUGGAAUGCAACAACAUUGACUGCCUCUUUGAUGGUUUUGACUGUCAGAAAGAUCUUCAACCUUGCAAUGAACACUAUGACACUUACUGCAUGAGGAACUAUGGUAAUGGAUUUUGUGACCAAGGCUGCAACAACGAAGAAUGCAACUGGGAUGGCUUGGACUGUGAAAAAGGACCGCCAUACCUUGCUGAAGGUUCCAUUGUCAUCAUGCUUUCCAUUGAGCCAGAGGUUUUCAAGAACAACACUGUUGCAUUCCUUCGUGACAUUGGACAUGCACUGCGUACGAAUGUGCUCUUCAAAAAGGACCCUAAUGGUCAGGCCAUGAUUUACCCAUGGAAAGCAACUGAAGGUCAGAUGCCCAACCACUCUGUCCUUCCUGUACCGCGCACUGGAACACUUGUACACCUUGAAAUUGACAAUCGCCGCUGCCUCAAGUCCCAGGGAAGUGAAUGCUUUCAGUCUGCAGCCAAGGCAGCUGAAUUUUUGGCAGCGGCUCAGGCUAGACAUGCCUUGGAAACACCUUUUCAUAUCCAAGAAGUACUCGGCUCCGGUAGAGAGGAGGGCGGUGCUGGAGGCGAAGGCAACCGUACUAGCGCACUGAACAUUGUCAUCGGUCUCAUCGGUGUACUGCUAGCUGGGCUCCUUAUUGGUGUCCUCUUCACCACCCAGAAGAAACGCGCCCGGGGCAUCACAUGGUUUCCCGAGGGAUUUCUGAGCACCAGCAAUGGCCAGAGACGCCGCUCGAGGCGCAAGGGUCCCGAUGGGCAGGAGAUGAGAGUCGCUCAAGCAAACGGUGAUGGACCACCAGAGGCAUGGAGCGAUGAUGAGGGGGAGCGACCGCCAGCAAAGCGUGCACGUGGCUCACCAGACUCGGGAUGUGGGGAUACGGUGGUCUCGGACUAUGAGGAUGAACGGGACCCUCGACCAUGGACCCAGCAACAUUUGGAUGCUGCAGACGUGCGCCUGCCUGAAGUGUUGCAAGCACUCACCCCACCACAAGGCAGUGAUCUUGACCACAAUGUUGACGUCAGAGGACCUGGUGGCCUGACACCUUUGAUGCUUGCAUCGUUUCGUGGUGGUGGUGUGGAUACUGGGGAGGAGCCAGGAGAAGAGGAUACUGGAUCUGCCAGCAUGAUUCAAGACCUGCUAAUGCAAGGUGCCCAGCUUGGCAGCACCACUGAGAAGACGGGCGAGACAUCAUUGCACCUUGCUGCUCGCUACGCCCGGGCUGAUGCUGCCAAACGACUUCUUGAUGCUGGAGCAGAUGCCAAUGCACAGGACAGCUCUGGCAGGACACCACUUCAUGCAGCUAUUGCAGCUGAUGCUGUAGGAGUGUUUCAGCAGAUCCUUCUGCGAAAUCGUGCCACAAAUCUAAAUGCCAAGAUGAACAAUGGGAUGACUCCACUCAUUCUUUCCAUUCGCCUUGCUAUGGAGGGUAUGGCAGAAGACCUAAUCAAUGCAGAAGCAGAUGUAAAUGCAGCAGACUCCGACUCACGUACACCACUUCACUGGGCAGCUGCUGUCAACGAUGUUGCUUCAGUGCGUAUGCUUUUGGCUCAUGGCGCCAACCGUGAUGCUCAAGAUGUGCAUGAAGAGACCCCUCUGUUCCUUGCGGCACGUGAAGGAAGCUUGCAAGCUGUGCAGGCGUUGCUCGACCAUGCAGCAAAUCGAGACAUCACCAACCAUAUGGACAGGAGGCCACGUGACGUUGCUCGUGAUCGCAUGCACCUUGAUAUUGUCGAUCUGUUAGACAAGUAUGUACCAAGCCCUCAUAUUUCAGGGCUGUCCAGCCCACCAAUGCUGCUGUCAAGCCCGACAGUCAUUGGGUCCACUAAAUCUGCCAAGGGCAAGCGACGGCAGCCACAGGCCAAGAAUGGUGCUAGCAGUGCCCUGCAGCAGCUUGACAUGUCAGCAACAUCACCAAAAACUGACACUGCAGCAGUCACUGUUCCGAAGAGGAGGACACCAUCUAUUAAGAAAUGUAGGGAUCCACCACCGAUGCCAGACGUUGCACACUCGCUUGACUCACCUCAUGAGUCACCAGGAGGACCCCUGUUUAUGCCGCAAGAGGCUGUGGCAACUUUCACCAAGCAACCACCGUGCUAUGAGGAUUGUGUGGGGCCUGUCUAUGCUGGAGUGUAUGAUCUGCAAGCCUAUGCUAACACAGGUCCUGCUGCCAUGUCACAGCAACAGCAGCAGCAUCAACGCCAGACCUCUGUGCCCUCCAGUAUGAGCAGCUAUGGCAUGGCCUCUUCACCUGCCAAGCAGAGACCCUCACUUCCAACAUCACCUACUCAUAUGGCUGCCAUGCGAGCUGCACACCAGCACAAGUUGCAGCAAGGGGGCCCGACAUACGACUACCCAGUACAGCAAGCCUACUACCACUACCCUACACCGCCAUCUCAGCACAGCCAUGGCAGUGGGGCUGAGGUCACACCCCAGCACUACCUUCAUCCGGGUGAGACCUACCUGACGCCAUCACCAGAGUCACCAGGACAGUGGUCCAGUUCUUCUCCCCAUUCAGCACAGUCCGACUGGUCAGAAGGCAUUUCCAGUCCCUUGGGACAAGCACUCGGUGGAUCGGCUGACUCCAAGCAGCAGACGAUGCAGCAGCCAGGACUAACUCACACUGACUCUGUAUUUAUCUAAGCCAAUGUGCAGUGCAGACUGAAAAAAACAAUAUAUAUAUAUUAUAUAUAUUGUGGGAGGUGGACUACUCAACUGAGCUUCCCAAGGACACUGUGUGUGUUGUGCUCUUCGGUGAAAGACUGAUUCGCUGGACAUCUUUGUGAUGGACUUCAUGCAGACGCUCACAAAGAUGCCGUGUACACAUGUUUUAUUUUUUAAUUUGUAGGUUUAUAGAUUUGCUAUGUAUAGAAAUGCCCAUUCGUGUCACACUGUAUACAUAUUGUUGGAGGAAUGCUCUUGCUUGGUAACUGAUUUGAUGAAAGUCAAAAGCACACUUCAGGCAGUGAGUGCCAUGGACAUGAGGUAGCUCUGUCCCAGUACAUUUUAACAUAGUCAGCCUCCAACAUCGUACACUGAAGUUCUAAGUGUCCCAUGACACAGCUGAAUUUGAGACGAGAGAGUUAUUUUUAUACCAGUGGAUCAUAACAUGUUUAAGAGUAAAACUGCUAGGUAUGUUUCUGUCUAGCAGCAUAAAGCAUUAUUUAUGAUAAAUCUGUUUUGACGCUUUGCCUAACUGUUUCAUCUUUAAAAGGCCUGAUUAACUUACCUGUCCAUGUUUUCAGUGGGUUUACUUGAGUUUGCCCUAUCAGUCAUCUACUCUUUAUGUCAGCUUCUUGAUCUUUCAGUCCCCAUCAAUGAUAUUUUGCCACCAGAGUUGACCUUUCUGACAUUCUUGCCUGUGUAACGUUUGUCUGUGCUCAUUAAACAGCCAAUCUUCCCCCUUACAUGAUUGCUACAACUUUUAACACUUCCGUGCAGCUCUCUUUCUCCAGCCUGUUACUUUAACAAUACUCAGAUCGUAUAGAGAUCUUUGUUUGUCAUUCCACAGAUACGUCACAGCAUCCUCAUUUCAGUCACAUCUCCUUUGCACAGUGAAAAAAAAAAGGGCUUAAUCAUUAAAAUUAGUUUCACCCAAGUAAAGCAAUUCUGGUCAUAUUACUGCCUGUAAGCUUACCCUGUCAACAUUUUUAAUUUCUUCUCGUACAGAAACCCUGAAACACCCUCCCAGUUCUUCAAUUCUGCCAAUAUUUUACUAGUGCUUUCUGUAUUGUAUUCUUCAUCGACCAUCGAACAGAAAUGCCUUAAAUGAGUUGUGCACUUCAGUGGUGCUAACCAAUACUAUGAACUUUUCUAAAGGGAUUUCCCACGUUGCAGGCAGUGUGCUCUCAUUUUACAUCUGCACUUGAACUACAUCUGAACUACUUAAGAUUUUCUCCAGCACUUAGAUAGGUUUGGUACUGCCUUUCAAUGUUGCACAUAAGACUGAGUUAUCCGUGCAAAGAAUGUUCAAAAGUGCUGCUUCAAAAGUGCUACAAUGCCUAAAUAGAAAAGGGCUCCGGGGCAAAUAGAGGUGGAGUCUCAUUGUCACUCUAAAGCUUUCACUCUUAACUUAACAAGGCUGCUAGGAAUAUUCAUCCUCGCUUUCCUGUGCAUUUCCAUGAUAAGCAGGCACACUUCUGACUGCCAAAUUCACCGCAAUGUCUUUUUUCUUAUUUUUAUUCAGCAGUGAAGUGUUUGGUACACCUAUCUUUAUCCUUGACUGUAUUAAUAGAUAUCAGUCCACCCACCAUUUGCAAAGCAGCAGAUAACUGUCCAUCAGAUGACAGUUCAUUUCAACAUAGUGUAGGUUCAAACGGCCUGACCUUUCUUUUUCUUAAGCUCUUUACUGAGCUGCCUGUGUACAGUUUUCUUUAAUACAAGAACUGUAGUUUUGUUAUCUAAGUCUACUGCUGUUAUAUAAUUAAACACAGGAAAAUCUAAAAGUCGGAAAAAGAAAGAUAAAAGCUCUGCAUUUUGCAGUGACAGUCAUGGUGUUAAAAUGAAACCCAUCUUUGACAGAUUGCAGAUUUCCAUUGUAGACUCUAUGACAUGGAAAAAGUAUUAUGCAUGCUUUGAAAUAAACACUGAUUUUGCAGACAUUAAUUUUAAUUUGCUACAGCGAACACACGCUAAGUUGCUCACAGUUACUCAAGAUUGUAAGAAUGUGCUGUGUUGACAAAAGUUUAACUUAGGUUUUUUCUUUGUAUUGUUAUCACUUGUAAAUAAGAUUGUGAUAGUAACUGAUCACAGCAUUUCAGCUGCUCUUUGCGACUAACAAUCAGCAGUGAAUCAGUAUUCAAACUUUUUAACAGCUUACCAUGGUCAGCACACACACAAGUGUAGCAGACACGUAAAUGUACUGAGAAUUGUUUAAAAAAAUUGUUUCUUACAGCCUUUUAAGUAUCUUCUGUAAGUGUUGAAUCUUGCUCAAUCCUGGAGAACUGCCAGUAUACUACAGUUUUGUCAGAUUAAGUACUCCAAUUUUGUUUUAUCAUUGCCACAUAUUUAUUUCACAAGAUGGGGCCAAAACACUUGUGCACUAUUGUAGCUACAAUCCUCACUACUAACUGGCAACGCUGAUCGCCCUGUAGGCUGUUGAAAGGCUACAUUGAUCUAGCAUGCAGCAGGAUACUCAGCAAAUAUUGUCCUAUGUGUAAUUGUAAAUAGGUUUUUUUUUCUUGCUGUGCCUCUGCCUUAUUGUAUGCAUUUGGCUCAUCGUAAAGCUCAUUCUGACAUAGAGAGCUUGUUACCACUCACUGAAAAUGCUGAAAGUGUUUUUCCACUGUGUGAAAAGCAGGCUGGCUAUGAGGAACAUCGAAUGCACUGUACAAUAUGUGAUGUGGGACUAUGCAAAUAUAUAUAUAUAUAUAUAUAUUAUAUAUAUAAGAUGUAUACAUAUGUACAAAGUCCAAGAGUGCAAGAGCAUACAGAACAAGGUGGAAAGUUAGCAGUGCAUGUACAUGCAAUCCUGCCAAAUAAUGCGUAUGCACAAUUCCCUUCAUUGACAAUGCCAGAAGAAAAAUUGUGUUCAUAGAGAUGCCUGCUUGGUCAUUUUCAUACUGUUCAACAGAAACAUGCACAAUAAAGACAGUUUUUUGAAUA